CCAUCACACUGAUCAGGUUGCAUGGGCGAAUUUCUGCUCCAACAACUAAUGAUUUAAGCCUUGAGGGACAGAUUGGAGAAGGUAGAAAUUGGGAAGAAAUAAAAGAAUGGAAAGAAGCCGUCUUUGGUAGUGUUGGAGCAGCAAGCUACUUUCCCUGUUGAUUCACUGUCCUUAGUAGAAUUGCUGAGAUGCUUUUGAUCCAAACAAGCCACCUGGCACAAAAUUUUAUGAGUCUUAAAUACAUGACGGUAAAAAUAUGUUAAUUGCACUGAAUAAUUAUUUGUAAAAGAAAGGAUGAAUCAGUAAAUAAUUAAAUAUCAAACACCUUUGUUAUGUCACUUCUGCGAACAAAACAGCGAUCAUAACUAUGAGUUCGAUGAAGUCCACUGAUGAAUAAUGCCCAACCCAAGAAUAUACGGCAAGGUUGGUUUGCCACGUUCUAAAUCACAAGCAAUUUCCAUGCAACGUGUCUGUGGUAUCUCUCUUGUGCUUUAGUUGAUUAAUAUUUGCUUGUACCAUGAAAUUCUUGUUUUCAACCAAUCAUCGGGAUGUUUUCUUAACAUAUCAAAUGAGUUGAGUUAUCGCGUAUAGGAUAAAGAGAAGAGCCAAACAAAACCUUGGACGGCUGGAGAAAUUUAUGUAAAUUAGUCAUCGCAUCGCCUCAUGGAAUAUUACAAAACAUCGUAUAUCAAGCACCAGUAAGGGACAUCCAUUUUCUCCCCCUUUUUUGUUCUAAACAAUGAGAGCUCAGCUUAGUAUUAGAGUAGGAUAUUCUACUCGAAUAUCUCUUUAUUCCAAUCUUCUUCUUGUUUUCUACAAUAUUGUCUAUUAACCUUUCUUAUAUCCUUACUAUAAAAUGACCCAAAAAUAGUUGCUAAUCAAAGGAUACUCGCAACAUGAACUACGAGAAUUAUGAUCCGUCUUUCCCUGACCAGCCAGUGGUCGACCUUUAUCUCCCAAUUUGGGCUAGCCUGCCAGCUUUUUUGUCAAAGCCAGCCUUCAUCUGGGUUGAAGAUGAGUCUAAUGGUGCAACUAUGGGUUCAGUCCUUACUUAUGCUCAGCUCAAUGAAUCAGUUCAGUUAAUUUCCACUGAGUUACUUAAGCUAUUAAACAGAGGCGACACCGUUAUCAUUUUAUGCCCACCUGGUCUCGAGCUCGUUGAGGUCAUCUUUGGGUGUCAAAGAGCUGGCAUUCUGAGCGUGCCCAUCUUUCCACCUCACUCUUCUUUCACCGAUGAAAACUAUCACCACCUUAUUAGAGUUCUCUCCCAAACAAAACCUAAAGUUGCCAUAGCUAACCAGGAUUAUAUUGCCAGUGUUCAACGAUACAUAUCCUCAUCCUCCAGCAAUCAGAAGCUUAGGGAGCUGUUGCAAAAGCUUGGUUGGAUUUCUACUUGUGAUCUCAAAGAUAAGAAGGUAGGUUCAAAUAUGGGGUCUUCUUCGUAUAAUGGUUGCAGGCCAAAUGAAGUCUACCUAAUUCAGUACACUUCAGGUGCUACUGGGAUUCCAAAACCAGUGCUGGUAACUGCCGGAUCAGCUGCUCACAACGUUAGAGUGGCAAGGAAAGCCUACGACCUCCAUCCAAACAGUGUUAUAGUCUCUUGGUUGCCUCAGUACCAUGACUGUGGCCUUCAGUUUCUAUUGCUUACUGUUAUAUCAGGGGCUACAUGUGUGCUAACUUCACCUGGAGCAUUUGUUACCAGGCCAAGGCUAUGGCUGGAGCUGAUAUCAGAGUUCAAAGCUACCUGCACUCCAGUUCCAUCGUUCACAUUGCCACUUGUUGUCAAGCGCGGUGGGGUUGAAAAGGGAAAUCGACCCAUAAGUCUAUGGAGUUUGAAAAACUUAAUCAUCAUUAACGAACCAAUUUACAAGGCGUCAGUUGAAGAGUUUAUUUAUGUGUUUAAGCCUUUUGGGCUUAACCCAUCAUGCAUUUCUCCAUCUUAUGGCUUAGCAGAGAAUUGCACCUUCGUUUCAACAGCAUGGAGAAGCAAUGGGAAUUUUGCUAGUCUUCCAUCUCACAACAAGCUCUUACCGAUUGCAAGGCUCACUUCUCAACAUGAACAAGAUGAAGAGGAUAUGGACAUUAUAGUUGUAAAUGAAGACACACAUGAACCAGUUGCAGAUGGGUUAGAAGGUGAGAUUUGGGUCUCAUCACCUAGCAAUUGUUCUGGUUAUCUCGACCACCCAUCUUUAACUCGUGAGAUAUUCCAAGCGAGACAGAAGAACAAGGUGAGCAGAUGCUUUGUCCGCACUGGCGAUAGAGGAGUCAUCAAAGGAGAAGCAAGGUAUCUAUACGUGACAGGUCGAUGCUCAGAUGUUAUCAGGCUCCCAAAAGGCAGAGAUAAACACCCUCACUACAUAGAAACAGCAGCUUAUAAUGGUUAUCCAGAGUUUUUAAGAGGAGGUUGCCUCGCUGCAUUCGAGAUUUCAAACACAGUAGUAGCUCUUGUUGCAGAGACGCAAAGAAGUGAAAAAGAUGUUAAUGUUUUGAGGCAAAUAUGUGAAGGAAUAAGGAAAGCUAUUUUGGAGGAAGAAGGAGUUGAAAUUGGGCUGGUUGUUCUUGUCAAGAGUGGAAGUGUUCCAAAGACAACUUCAGGCAAAAUUCAAAGAUGGGCAGCUAAACAAAAGCUUGUUGGAGGCAAAAUGAGUAUAAUUAUGGAGGUGCUAUUUCACAAUAAUAAUGAUAAUGUUAGCUUGUCCUCUUCGUCUGAGCCAUUGGUCCAAGCAAAUAAGAGUAGAGAGAAAGAAGGAAAAACAUCUGUGAUAACUAAAGAGAGAGAAGCGACCUUUCUAAGGCGUUCAAGCACUGGAACUCGUCCCUCUCUGCAUUCUCUUUUGUGAAAGCAAAAUUCUUGUACUUAGUUUUUGUAUUAUGUGAAGAGUUUCAUCUUUUAAAUACUUGGAAUUCCAGGAUGAGUUCAUUAGCAAACAUGAAAUAUCUAUUGCUCCUUUUGGAUGUAUUGGAAUUUCCCCCUUAGAUUCAAUAUACUUUAAGACGCAAAAUAUAUAAUGUAAAAAUUACUUAUAUUAUAUAAUAUAAAUUUAUAUUUUAUGGGGACAAAGGUUAU
Hevea brasiliensis (rubber tree) is the source of this 3067-nucleotide messenger RNA. RefSeq lists its product as uncharacterized. The transcript has a single exon. The record is from RefSeq and is a predicted model, not a curated record. The coding region runs from base 897 to 2840 and encodes 647 amino acids. NCBI's taxonomy places the organism in Eukaryota, Viridiplantae, Streptophyta, Magnoliopsida, Malpighiales, Euphorbiaceae. Gene Ontology annotation, biological process: lipid biosynthetic process.